AUGUCCCAGGAGGACCCCAGCAAGACUAGCGGUCACUAAGGUGUCAGUUAACGGGGAUUCAAAUCCAUAAUAAUGAAGGCCAACCAAUGCUUGAACCCCUCUCUGAUUCAGAGGGGUUGGGUUAAAUGCGGAAGACACAUUUCGGUUUAACACAUUCAGUUGUGCAACUGACUAGGUAUCCCAUUUCCUAUUGAAGAUUUAAUCACAGGGCUCAAACUCAUUCCAUGGAGGGCCGAAUGUGUCUGUGCGUUUUCACUCCUCCCUUGUACUUGAAUUCUCCUUAUCUGGUUGUCUAGGUCUUAAUUUGUUAGUUAGGAACUCCCCUCACCUGGUUGUCUAGGUCUUCAUUGAUUAGUUAGGAACUCCACUCACCUGGUUGUCUAGGUCUUCAGUGAUUAGUUAGGAACUCCCCUCACCUGGUUGUCUAGGUCUUCAUUGAUUAGUUAGGAACUCCACUCACCUGGUUGUCUAGGUCUUCAGUGAUUAGUUAGGAACUCCCCUCACCUGGUUGUCUAGGUCUUCAUUGAUUAGUUAGGAAUUCCCCUCACCUGGUUGUCUAGGUCUUCAUUGAUUAGUUAGGAACUCCCCUCACUUAGUUGUCUAGGUCUUCAUUGAUUAGUUAGGAACUCCCCUCACCUGGUUGUCUAGGUCUUCAUUGAUUAGUUAGGAACUCCCCCUCACCUGGUUGUCUAGGUCUUCAUUGAUUAGUUAGGAACUCCCCUCACCUGGUUGUCUAGGUCUUCAUUGAUUAGUUAGGAACUCCCCUCACCUGGUUGUCUAGGUCUUCAUUGAUUAGUUAGGAACUCCCCUCACCUGGUUGUCUAGGUCUUCAUUGGAAACAAUUUGAAAGGAAAUAACAAAACCAGCAGCCACUGGGCCCACCAUGGAAUGAGUUGGACACCCCUGGAAUAAAUGAAGGAAUAAACCAGUGAAUUAAAGCCAGGGUUUGGGGUCUCUCCUCUCCACUCCAGCCAUAUAAUAUGCCAUAUGAUCUGCACUAUACACAUAGAUAAAACAAAUAUGAGUGAGGAAUAUGUUUCAUUUAUAAAGUCAGUAUGAAUUCAGUGAACUAAAGCCAAUGUUUUGGGUCUCUCCAUUCCAGCCAAGUUCUGUGGAGACCCUGGUACCCCAGCCAAGGGGAAAAGAGAAGGACGUAGUUUAAUCUACAAGUCAGAGGUUACGUUCAGCUGUAGCGCCCCCUAUGUCCUGGUGGGGUCAACUACACGCAUCUGUCAGGACGACAGCAUCUGGAGCGGCUCUCAGCCACGAUGCAUAGGUAGGUAACAACAUCAUACUGUCACAGCUACGGUCUAUAGGUAACAACAUCAUACUGUAACAGCUACGGUCUAUAGGUAACAACAUCAUACUGUCACAGCUACGAUCUAUAGGUAACAACAUCAUACUGUAACAGCUACGGUCUAUAGGUAACAACAUCAUACUGUCACAGCUACGAUCUAUAGGUAACAACAUCAUACUGUCACAGCUACGGUCUAUAGGUAACAACAUCAUACUGUCACAGCUAUGAUCUAUAGGUAACAACAUCAUACUGUCACAGCUACGAUCUAUAGGUAACAACAUCAUACUGUAACAGCUAUGGUCUAUAGGUAACAACAUCAUACUGUCACAGCUACGGUCUAUAGGUAACAACAUCAUACUGUAACAGCUACGGUCUAUAGGUAACAACAUCAUACUGUCACAGCUACGAUCUAUAGGUAACAACAUCAUACUGUCACAGCUACGAUCUAUAGGUAACAACAUCAUACUGUCACAGCUACGGUCUAUAGGUAACAACAUCAUACAGUAACAGCUACAAUCUAUAGUUAACAACAUCGUACUGUCACAGCUAUGGUCUAUAGGUAACAACAUCAUACUGUCACAGCUACGGUCUAUAGGUAACAACAUCAUACUGUAACAGCUACGAUAUAUAGGUAACAACAUUCAUACUGUCACAGCUACGGUCUAUAGGUAACAACAUCAUACUGUAACAGCUACGGUCUAUUUGUACAACACCAAUCAAUGUUGCAAAAUGUCACUGGCACAGUUAUCAUAGUUACCAGUAAUGACAGAGUAAUCAUCAUCAUUAUCAAGGUGGACUAGUUGGGUAGCUGUUCUAAUAUCAUCAAUACCCCUCCAUGAUAUAUUAUCUGUCCAGUAAUGACAGAGUAAACCUCUUGGGCCCGAUUCAGACAGGAAAUGUACACCUUUCCUUGGCACGCCUUUCCUACACACUUCUCAAUAGUUGUUAUUCAGACUUACCUUAUGAAGGUGUGUAACCGGCUUUGCAGGUGUGGUUCCCUUGCGCGUGCUACAUACAUGUUAUUAAACUGCAGAAAACCCUCCCACUUUUUGCCCAACUGAUUUUCGCGUGGAGUUUUCAUUCAAUAGGGUUUUCAAUACAUUUAUCUAAACCAUCACUUUAAAUUUGGUGUACCUUUAAUUAUAAUUUUCUAGACAGACUCACUAGAAUAUAUGGCGAGAACGGUUCAGAAUAUUAGGGAUCAAUGAAAGAAAGGGAUGUAAAUACAUGUAUAUUUGUGUCCUUUUCAGCACCAAUUGGUAGAUUUAAAAAUACUCUGAUCUUUUAUAUUAUUUAGGGUUAGGAAAGUAGUUAUGAAUAAUCCAAAAAAUGAUUUGGAGAGCCUUUACGCACAAAAUACAGUGAGGGAAAAAAUGAUUUGAUCCCCUGCUGAUUUUGUACGUUUGCCCACUGACAAAGACAUGAUCAGUCUAUAAUUUUAAUGGUAGGUUUAUUUGAACAGUGAGACAGAAUAACAACAAAAAAGUCCAGAAAAACGCAUGUCAAAAAUGUUAUAAAUUGAUUUGCAUUUUAAUGAGGGAAAUAAGUAUUUGACCCCUCUGCAAAACAUGACUUAGUACUUGGUGGCAAAACCCUUGUUGGCAAUCACAGAGGUCAGACGUUUCUUGUAGUUGGCCACCAGGUUUGCACACAUCUCAGGAGGGAUUUUGUUCCACUCCUCUUUGCAGAUCUUCUUCAAGUCAUUAAGGUUUUGAGGCUGACGUUUGGCAACUCGAACCUUCAGCUCCCUCCACAGAUUUUCUAUGGGAUUAUGGUCUGGAGACUGGCUAGGCCACUCCAGGACCUUAAUGUGCUUCUUCUUGAGCCACUCCUUUGUUGCCUUUGCCGUGUGUUUUGGUUCAUUGUCAUGCUGGAAUACCCAUCCACGACCCAUUUUCAAUACCCUGGCUGAGGGAAGGAGGUUCUCACCCAAGAUUUGACGGUACAUGGCCCCGUCCAUCGUCUCUUUGAUGCGCUGAAGUUGUCCUGUCCCCUUAGCAGAAAAACACUACCAAAGCAUAAUGUUUCCACCUCCAUGUUUGACGGUGGGGAUGGUGUUCUUGGGGUCAUAGGCAGCAUUCCUCCUCCUCCAAACAUGGCGAGUUGAGUUGAUGCUAAAGAGCUCGAUUUUGGUCUCAUCUGACCACAACACUUUCACCCAGUUCUCCUCUGAAUCAUUCAGAUGUUCAUUGGCAAACUUCAGACGGCCCUGUAUAUGUGCUUUCUUGAGCAGGGGGACCUUACGGGACGCUGCAGGAUUUCAGUCCUUCACGGCGUAGUGUGUUACCAAUUGUUUUCUUGGUGACUAUGGUCCCAGCUGCCUUGAGAUCAUUGACAAGAUCCUCCCGUGUAGUUCUGGGCUGAUUCCUCACCGUUCUCAUGAUCAUUGCAACUCCACGAGGUGAGAUCUUGCAUGAGCCCCAGGCCGAGGGAGAUUGACAGUUCAAUCUAUGCUUCCGUAGAUAUGACAGACUCAUCAUCAUAAUAAUAACCCAGGGUGAUUAUGAUCUAUGUCCUUCUAGAACCAUCCAGGACGACCUGUGAGAACCCAGGAACACCUGAAUACGGCUCCAUGAACAUCAGCCUGGGGUUCAAGGUACAGUAUAAAGGAAUGUUCUGUAUUAGAUAUCUUGAAAGUGGCAAUCUGGGAUUGGUACAUCCAUGGUUAAAACUAUCAUUUUAAUCCCAGUACAGUAUGUUGGACUCGGACCGUGCCUACUGUACCAACGAUCAUAGAGUUAGGUUUAAAACUGUCCUGUUCUGAGGGUGCAGUAUGUUAGACUGAGACCCUGUGUGAACUAACUGUACUGAAACUGUACGGAGAUGUGAUGAUAUGUGAAACCAUGGGAUCUUUUCAAAGGCAGUCCAGCCCAACAGCUGGAAGAUCUAAAUGUGUCUGGAUUGGAAUCAUCUUGUAUUCCUUUGGAUGAUUCUGUUGAGUGAUGUUAUAUUGGUGCAAGACAAGGGAUGGCAGGGUGAAAUACGUUUCAUCUCAGCAGGACAUACAGACACACACUUCCUUCAACUCUCUCUCUCUCUCUCUCUCUCUCUCUCUCUCUCUCUCUCUCUCUCUCCCUCUCUUUCUUUCUUUCUUUCUUUCUUUCUCUCUCUCUCUCUCUCUCUCUCUGUUAGACUUCAUUAGACUAAGCUAUAUUUCUGAGAACUCCUAAUAGACCAUUUGAUGUGUUCUACUGCCAUGCACAUUUACUUUGAUCUCUACACACAUUUCCAAUAGUGAUGCAAUUUGAUAAAAAAUGACUGUUGUGAAAUGACUUAUGCAGUUAACAGACAAUACUGUCUUUUGAGGUUAAUUAGACUUAACUGUCUUUUGAGGUUAAUUAGACUUAACUGUCUUUUGAGGUUAAUUAGACUUAAAGGUGCUUCACAUCUAAAAGUGAGGAAAUAUGUUAUUUAAGGAUGUAAGGAGAAGAGCUCUGGCUAGUAGUGGGAUUUCCAAUGUACACUACAUGACCUGCUCGUCGAACAUCUCAUUCCAAAAUCAUGGGCAUUAAUAUGGAGUUGGUCCCGUCUUUUGUUGCUAUAACAGCCUUCACUCUUCUGGGAAGCCUUUCCACUAGAUGUUGGAACAUUGCUGAGGGGACUUGCUUCCAUUCAACCAGAAGAGCAUUAGUGAGGUCGGGCACUGAUGUUGGGCAAUUAGGCCUGGCUCGAGGUCUGCGUUCCAAUUAAUCCCAAAGGUGUUCGAUGGGGUUGAGGUCAGGGCUUUGUGCAGGCCAGUCAAGUUCUUCCACACCGAUCUCGACAAAUCAUUUCUGCAUGGACCUUGCUUUGUGCAUGGGGGCAUUGUCAUGCUGAAACAGGAAAGGGCUUUCCCCAAACUGAUGCCACAAAGUUGGAAGCACAGAAUCAUCCAGAAUGUAAUUGUAUGCUGUAGCAUUAAUAUUUCCCUUCACUGGAACGAAGGGGCCUAGCCUGAACAAUGAAAAACAGCCCCAGACCAUCAUUCCUCCUCCACCAAACUUUACAGUUGGCACUAUGCAUUGGGGCUGGUAAUGUUCUCCUGGCAUCCGCCAAACCCUGAUUAGUCCGUCAUACUGCCAGAUGGUGAUUCAUCACUCCAGAGAACGCGUUUCAACUGCUCCAGUGUCCAAUGACGGCAAGCUUUGCACCACUCCAGCCGAUGCUUGGCAUUGCGCAUGGUGAUCUUAGGCUUGUGUGCGGCUGCUCAGCCUUGGAAACCCAUUUCAUGAAGCUCCCGACGAACAGUUCUUGUGCUGACGUUGCUUCCAGAGGCAGUUUGGAACUCGGUAGUGAGUAUUGCAACCGAGGACAGACAAUUUUUACGCGCUAUGCACUUCAGCACUCAGCGGUCCCAUUCUGUGAGCUUGUGUGGCCUACCACUUCUCGGCUGAGGCGUUGUUACUCCUACACUUACAGUUGACCGGGGCAUCUCCAGCAGGGCAGACAUUUGACGAACUGACUUGUUAGAAAGGUGGCAUCCUAUGAUGGUGCCAUGUUGAAAGUCACUGAGCUCUUCAGCAAGGCCAUUCUACUGCCAAUGUUUGUCUAUGGAGAUUGCAUGGAUGUGUGCUCGAUUUUAUACACCUGUCAGCAACGGAUGUGGCUGAUAUAGCCGAAUUCACUAAUUUGAAGGGAUGUCCACAUACUUUUGUAUAUAUAGAGUAUUUAUUACAAAUGGAAAAGAAACUGGAACUGGAACUUGAACUUCUGAGAGCUUAGAGCAAUACUCUUAGGAUGACUCCAGUUAAGUCUAAUUAACCCAAAAAGACAGUUAAGUUUAAUUAACCUGAAAAGAGAGUAACUUUCAGGUUACUGUUGGCUCCCAGCCAACCUCAAUUUGGCUCCCUUCCUCUCUGUCUAUCUGUAUCUGUUACCUCCGUUUAGUCAUGUCUGUCCCUUCCUCUCUGUCUAACUCUGUCUGUCACCACUUGUAAUACAUCUUACUCAUCAGAGCUCUUUUCCUCAUACAGAUGCCAUAUCCUAAUUUGAUCAUCCUGUUGUUGCAGGAAUUUGCACAGCAGGAAAUGCAUACCUGUAGUGUAUUUGAGGUUUAGAAAGGCUUCUAAAGUUUGUAAUUUCCAGUUUAAAAUUCUUACUGGAUUUGUCCUAAUGAAAAAUGGAUCAACCCCUACAGAAAAUGUCCAUUAAUUAUAGUCCAUAUAAUUAACAUUUCCUGCUUCUGCAAGAUUAUUUUCCUCCUGUAGCAAACUGGCUCAAAUUAAGAUCCUACAUUUGUAUCCUGAAAUAACAUAUUUCCUCUUAGAGAAACACCAUCAGUUUAGUCAUGGCCUGUCUGUCUUUCUGUCUGCCUGUCUGUCUGCAUGUCUGUCUGCCUGUAUCUCUCUCUGAUUCAGGUGGGCAGCAAGGAGGAGGUUAGUAAUAUCGCUCUGUCUGUCUGUCUGUCUGUGUAUCUAUCUCCUCUAGGUGGGCAGUAAGGUGGAGUAAUGUAUGUCUCUCUUUCUGUCUCUGUGAACCAGGUGGGCAGUAAGGUGGAGUUUAGUAAUGUCUGUCUCUCUUUCUGUCUCUCUGAACCAGGUGGGCAGUAAGGUGGAGUUUAGUAAUGUCUGUCUCUCUUUCUGUCCCUCUGAACCAGGUGGGCAGUAAGGUGGAGUUUAGUAAUGUCUGUCUGUCUGUCUGUCUCUCUGAACCAGGUGGGCAGUAAGGUGGAGUUUAGUAAUGUCUGUCUCUCUGUCUGUCUCUCUGAACCAGGUGGGCAGUAAGGUGAAGUUUAGUCAUGUCUGUCUCUCUGUCUGUCUCUCUGAACCAGGUGGGCAGUAAGGUGGAGUUUAGUAAUGUCUGUCUCUCUGUCUGUCUCUCUGAACCAGGUGGGCAGUAAGGUGGGGUUUAGUAAUGUCUGUCUCUCUUUCUGUCUCUCUGAACCAGGUGGGCAGUAAGGUGGAGUUUAGUAAUGUCUGUCUCUCUUUCUGUCUCUCUGAACCAGGUGGGCAGUAAGGUGGAGUUUAGCAAUGUCUGUCUCUCUUUCUGUCUCUCUGAACCAGGUGGGCAGUAAGGUGGAGUUCCAGUGCCAGCAGGGCCACCUACUCCAGGGUUCCACCACCCGACUCUGCCUGUCUGACCUGACCUGGAGCGGCUCUCAGCCAACAUGCAUCCGUGAGCUCUCCCUCUCUCUUCCUCUGUCUUCUUCCUCACCUUUCCUCUUCUAGUCUGUCUCUCUCCUCCCUUCACCUCUCCUCUCUCCUCUUCUCCCUCCACCUCUCCUCUCUCCUCUUCGCCCUCCACCUCUCCUCUUCUCCCUCCACCUCUCCUCUCUCCUCUUCUCCCUCCACCUCUCCUCUCUCAUCUUCUCCCUCCACCUCUCUUCUGUCCUGUUCUCCCUCCACCUCUCCUCUGUCCUGUUCUCCCUCCACCUCUCCUCUUCUCCCUCCACCUCUCCUCUCUCCUCUGUUCUUCCCUCCACCCUCUCCUCUUCUCCCUCCACCUCUCCUCUUCUCCCUCCACCUCUCCUCUUCUCGCUCCACCUCUCCUCUCUCAUCUUCUCCCUCCACCUCUCCUCUUCUCCCUCCACCUCUCCUCUCUCAUCUUCUCCCUCCACCUCUCCUCUCUCCUCUUCUCCCUCCACCUCUCCUCUCUCCUCUUCUCCCUUCACCUCUUCGUCCUGUCUGGUCCUGUCCUGUGUGGUCCUGUCCUGUGUGGUCCUGUCCUGUGUGGUCCUGUCCUGUGUGGUCCUGUCCUCUCUGGUCCUGUCCUGUGUGGUCCUGUGUGGUCCUGUCCUGUGUGGUCCUGUCCUGUGUGGUCCUGGCUAGUCCCAUUGUGGUUGAGGCUUGGAGAGUCAUUACAUGGUCCUGGUCCUCCCUCCUCCUCCCUAAUGUCCUCCUCCUACCUAUGUCUGUGUGUGAGCCGCACUGCAGCGGGAGACACAGCCUCAGCCACGCUCUCAUUUCAUCUACUCUCAGCAUCAUAUCAAAUCACAUAGUCAGUCCUUGGUCUGGACCAGCUCCCUAAAAACACCAUGAAGGUCCAAUUCACUGCUGUGACUGUCCAUUAAAACACCAUGAAGGGCCAAUUCACUGCUGUGACUCUGUUAUUAAAACACCAUGAAGGUCCAAUUCACUGCUGUGACUCUGUCAUUAAAACAUUUGUCUCUUUCAGAGCCUCUUUUAACUGUGUUUGUUUACAUGUUGUUGUUGAAACGAUUCAGCAUAUCUUUAACUCAUUGGUUUAGUAGAUUCAGGAUAUCUUCAACUCAUUAGUUUAGUAGAUUCAGGAUAUCUUCAACUCAUUAGUUUAGUAGAUUCAGGAUAUCUUCAACUCAUUAGUUUAGUAGAUUCAGGAUAUCUUCAACUCAUUAGUUUAGUAGAUUCAGGAUAUCUUUAACGCAUUAGUUUAGUAGAUUCAGGAUAUCUUUAACUCAUUUGUUUAUUCGAUUUAGGAUUUUUUUCAACUCAUUAGUUUAGUAGAUUCAGGAUGUCUUUAACUCAUUAUUUUAGUAGAUUCUGGAUGUCUUUAACUCAUUAUUUUAGUAGAUUCAGGAUAUCUUUAACGCAUUAGUUUAGUAGAUUCAGGGUAUCUUUAACUCAUUUGUUUAUUAGAUGUAGGAUAUUUUCAACUCAUUAGUUUAGUAGAUUCAGGAUGUCUUUAACUCAUUAGUUUAGUAGAUUCAGGAUAUCUUCAACUCAUUAGUUUAGUAGAUUCAGGAUAUCUUCAACUCAUUAGUUUAGUAGAUUCAGGAUGUAUUCAACUCAUUAGUUGUCACGCCCUGACUCUGGGGACUCUUAUUUGUUGAGUCAGGGUGUGAUUUUCUAUGUUGUAUUUUCUAUGUUUGUGAUCUAGGUUUUGUAGUUCUAUGUUUGGCCGGGUGUGUUUCCCAAUCAGAGGCAGCUGUCGCUCGUUGUCUCUGAUUGGGGAGCAUACUUAGGCAGCCUAUUGGCAAUUAGGUGUUGUGGGAUCUUGUUCCGUGUGAGGUUUGUUGUGUGUUACCUUUGGACGUCACGUUUCGUUGGUUUAUUGUUUUGUCUUGUCGUUGUUUAUUAAGUUUAAAAUAAACAUGUAUGCAUAUCACGCUGCGCCUUGGUCUGACCCGUCUAUGAACGAACGUGACAGAAGAUCCCACCAAACGAGGACCAAGCAGCGUGCCCAGGCGGAGAGAGUAGCCAUGUCACAGGUGGGCAAUUGGUGGUCAUGGGAGGAGAUAUUUGCGGGGAAAGGGCCAUGGGCGAAGAUAGAUGCCCAGGCAGGAGAGGAGCAACGGCAAUUUUGGGGGGGGCUAAAAGGGUGGUUGGCGGAGCCUAGUGUUAGAGCAGAGCCAACUCCCCGUACUCACGUGAGGAAGCGUGUGACUGGGCAGGCUCCGUGUUAUGCGGAGCUACGUACUGUGUCGCCAGUGUGCCGGCACAGUCCUGUACGUCCUGUGCUAGCACCACGCACGUGCCGUGCGAAGAUGGGCAUCCAGCCUGGAUGGGGUGUGCCGGCUCAACGCUCCUGGUCUCCAGUACGCCUCCUCGGUCCCACAUAUCCUGCGCCAGUUCUACGAGCUGUAUCGCCAGUGCGCGUGCACAGCCCAGUGCGUCCUGUGCCAGCGCCCCGCACGUGUAGUGCGAAAGUGGGCAGCCAGCCAGGACGAGUUGUGCCAGCUCUCCGCUCCAGACCUCCAGUCUGCCUUCACAGUCCGGUCCGGCCCGUUCCUGCUCCUCACACCAAGCCAGUGGUGCGCGUCGCCAGCCCGGCCCGGCCUGUUCCUGCUCCUCGCACCAAACCAGUGGUGCGUGUUCCCAGCCCGGCCCGGCCUGUUCCUGCUCCUCGCACCAAGCCAGUGGUGCGCGUCGCCAGCCUGGCCCGGCCUGUUCCUGCUCCUCGCACCAAGCCAGUGGUGCGCGUCGCCAGCCCGGCCCGGCCUGUUCCUGCUCCUCGCACCAAGCCAGUGGUGCGCGUCGCCAGCCCGGCCCGGCCUGUUCCUGCUCCUCGCACCAAGCCAGUGGUGCGCGUCGCCAGCCCGGCCCGGCCUGUUCCUGCUCCUCGCACCAAACCAGUGGUGCGUGUUCCCAGCCCGGCCCGGCCUGUUCCUGCUCCUCGCACCAAGCCAGUGGUGCAUGUUCCUAGUCCGGUUUGGCCCGUGCCUGCUCCUUGCACCAGACCAGUGGUGAGUGUGUCCAGUCCGGUACGGCCCGUGCCCGUUCCACCGGUGCCUGGUCCGGCACCAGUCAGCAGCUCCAGUCCGAAGCCAGAGUAGUCCGCUCCACCGGUGCCUGAUCCAGCUCCGGUCAGCUGCUCCAGUCCGGAGCCUGAGGAGUCCGCUACUGUCACGCCCUGACUCUGGGGACUCUUAUUUGUUGAGUCAGGGUGUGAUUUUCUAUGUUGUAUUUUCUAUGUUUGUGAUCUAGGUUUUGUAGUUCUAUGUUUGGCCGGGUGUGUUUCCCAAUCAGAGGCAGCUGUCGCUCGUUGUCUCUGAUUGGGGAGCAUACUUAGGCAGCCUAUUGGCAAUUAGGUGUUGUGGGAUCUUGUUCUGUGUGAGGUUUGUUGUGUGUUACCUUUGGACGUCACGUUUCGUUGGUUUAUUGUUUUGUCGUUGUUUAUUAAGUUUAAAAUAAACAUGUAUGCAUAUCACGCUGCGCCUUGGUCUGACCCGUCUAUGAACGAACGUGACAUUAGUUUAGUAGAUUCAGGAUAUCUUCAACUCAUUAGUUUAGUAGAUUCAGGGUAUCUUUAACUUAUUCGUUUAUUAGAUGUAGGAUUUUUUUCAACUCAUUAGUUUAGUAGAUUCAGGAUGUCUUUAACUCAUUAGUUUAGUAGAUUCAGGAUAUCUUCAACUCAUUAGUUUAGUAGAUUCAGGAUAUCUUCAACUCAUUAGUUUAGUAGAUUCAGGAUAUCUUCAACUCAUUAGUUUAGUAGAUUCAGGAUAUCUUCAAAGCAGUCUGGUAUUUUGUCAACACUGCAGCCAGUCUUUGUUCACAGUCCUAGUGGGGAGACUAUAUAUAACUGUGUCCCAAAUGGAUCCUUAUGGACCCUGGUAAAGUAGUGCACUAUAUAGGGCAUCUAUUUGGGAUACAGCCUAUCUACUGCUCUCUCAGUUGACCAACAGCUUGCUUUAGGCCAAACAAAGAAACCCUGAGACUCCUCCUAAUACAAACACUGUUGGACAUUUUCUCAUGAUUGCUUCAUUAUCAGGAUACACACACCAGGAAUCCCUGCCUCUCUGAGUCCAUGUACGCAAUACAUGCUGAUCUACCCCCAAACCAAUAUCCACAUGUAAUAUGUUGCCCUGAUCACGUCCCUGAUUAACUGCGUGUGUGUGUGUUCUCUCUCCAGCCCACUGGUGUAAGCAGCCCAAAUCCCCUCCCAAUGCAGACGUGGUUGGGAUGGACCUUGCUCUAUAUGGCUACACCCUGCUCUACUCCUGCCAGCCUGGUUUCAUCCUGUCUGGGGGGUCAGAACACAGGGUCUGCAGGUCUGAUGGAAGCUGGACCGGCAAGGUCCCCAUCUGCAGAGGUAGGGAAGUCAAGUCUAUCUGCUUUUAUACUAUGGUAUUGAUAUACGCUACCAGUCAAAAGUUUGGACACACCUACUCAUUCAAGGGUUUUUCUUUAUUUUUUUACUAUUUUUUACAUUGUAGAAUAAUAGUGAAGACAUCAACACUGUGAAAUAACACAUGUGGAAUCAUGUAGUAACCAAAAAGUGUUAAUCAAAAUAUAUUUUAUAUUUGAGAUUCUUCAAAUAGCCACCCUUUGCCUUGAUGACAGCUUUGCACACUCUUGGCAUUCUCUCAACCAGCUUCAUGAGGUAGUCACCUGGAAUGCAUUUCAAUUAACAGGUGUGCCUUCUUAAAAGUUAAUUUGUGGAAUUUCUUUCCUCCUUAAUGCGUUUCAGCCAAUCAGUUGUGUUGUGUUGUGACAAGGUAGGGGGGUAUACAGAAGAUAGCCCUAUUUGGUAAAAUACCAAGUCCAUAUUAUGACAAGAACAGCUCAAAUAAGCAAAGAGAAACGACAGUCCAUCAUUACUUUAAGACAUGAAGGUCAGUCAAUACGGAUAAUGUCAAGAACUUUGAAAAUUUCUUCAGGUGCAGUCGCAAAAACCAUCAAGCGCUAUGAUGAAACUGGCUCUCAUGAGGACCGCCACAGGAAUGGAAGACCCAGAGUUACCUCUGCUGUAGAGGAUAAGUUCAUUAGAGUUACCAGCCUCAGAAAUUGCAGCCCAGUCACAGACACAUGUCAACUGUUCAGAGGGGACUGUGUUAAUCAGGCCUUCAUGGUCGAAUUGCUGCAAAGAAACCACUACUAAAGGACACCAAUAAGAAGAAGAGACCUGCUUGGGCCAAGAAACACGAGCAAUGGACAUUAGACCAGUGGAAAUGUGUCCUUUGGUCUGGAGUCCAAAUUUGAGAUUUUUGGUUCUAACCGCCAUGUCUUUGUGAGACGCGUUGUGGGUGAAUGGAUUAUCUCUGCAUGUGUUGUUCCCACCGUAAAGCAUGGAGGAGGAGGUGUUAUGGUGUGGGGGUGCUCUGCUGGUGACACUGUCUGGGAUUUAUUUAUAAUUCAAGGCACACUUAAUCAGCAUGGCUACCACAACAUUCUUCAGCGAUACGCCAUCCAAUCUGGUUUGGGCUUAGUGGGACUAUCAUUUGUUUUUCAACAGGACAAUGACCCAACACACCUCCAGGCUGUGUAAGGGCUAUUUUACCAAGAAGGAGAGUGAUGGAGUGCUGCAUCAGAUGACCUGGCCUCCACAAUCUCCGACCUCAACCCAAUUGAGAUGGUUUGGGAUGAGUCGGACGGCAGAGUGAAGGAAAAGCAGCCAACAAGUGCUCAGUAUAUGUGGGAACUCCUUCAAGACUGUUGGAAAAGCAUUCCAGGUGAAGCUGGUUGAGAGAAUGCCAAGAGUAUGCAAAGCUGUCAUAAUUUGUUUAACACUUUUUUGGUUACUACAUGAUUCCAUAUGUUAUUUAAUAGUUUUGAUGUCUUCAAUAUUAUUAUACAAUGUAGAAAAUAGUAAAAAUAAAGAAAAACCCUUGAAUGAGUAGGUGUGUCCAAACUUUUGACUGGUACUGUAUGUUUCCAACACAACUUGACAGUCACUGAGAUGCAAUGCCAGUGAUGAGAACACACAAUAGAUAUCUAAAUGGGAAAGAUAAGUUCUGUAGAAAGCUGGUUAUGGCUGGUUAGAACUACUGGGUACUCAGGUAGAACUGCGUCCAGGUCACUGACAUCUACCUGUUUACCUACCUGCUUACACACUGACUAUGACAUUGAUCGUUCUGUGGUGACAGACUGUCAAAUGGAGUUAGCUGGCAGGACUUGGUUCUGGGUUCCGAGAUUAGACGUUGAUAUAAAUUGUUCUGAAACACUUCAAGGUGAUGGUUAUGGCAGAAAGAACAACUAAGGAUCCAAAACACAAUGUGAAAGCCCACACAACUUUUCAAAAGACUGACCUCGAAAACUAAGCUUUGAAUCAUGUCUACAUAUUUUCCACAGUGCCAUUGUAUCUCAGUGACUGUCAGGUUGUGUUGCAUUAGAAACUCUCUGCUCUGAGAGCUGAUGUAAAAUGUAUAGGCUAAGAACAGUGGGCAUCCUUCCUUCUGGAGUAUCACACACACACACACACACACACAUACACAGAGACACACACACAUACACACACUCACACACAGACACAGACACACACACACAGACACAGACACACACAUACACAGACACAGACACACAAACACACACACACAAACACACACAGACACACAUACACAGACACACACAAUACACAAACACACACACAGAUACACAGACAGACACACACAGACAGACACACACAGACACACACACACACAAACACAAACACACAAACAUAAACACACACACACACACACACAGAAUGUAUCUUCCCUGGAGGUUCUGCAACAUUAAGGAAAGGUACUAUGUUGGCAACACAGGGUUCUGCAACGUUAAGGAAAGGUACUGUGUUGGCAACACAGUCAGGCAGUGUUUAUUUUUGAUAACAUCAUGAUGGUGUUACUGCUGUGCUCUGAAUCAGGGCUAAUUUGUGAGAUACAUGCUUCUAUGUUUCUUUCCAGUGGGCUCCAAACUGACAGAGAAACCUACCAUACCCUUACAGGGAAUGCCAAGACCCAACAUACAUGGUAAGAAGAAUAAAGUAAUGUCUAAAGUAACUUUACAAGGGAUUGUUCCAUAGCUACUUAUGGUAGUUAUCUACACUGAGUAUACAAAACAUUAAGAACACCUGCUCUUUCCAUGACAGACUGACCAGGUGAAUCCAGGUGAAAGAUAUGAUCCCGUAUUGAUGUCACUUGUUAAAUUCACUUCAAUCAGUGUAGAUGAAGGGGAGGAGACAGGUUAAAGAAUGAUUUUUAAGCCUUGAGACAAUUGACACAUGGAUUGUGUGUGUGCCAUGCAGAGGGUGAAUGGGCAAGACAAAAUAUUUAAGUGCCUUUGAACGGGGUAUGGUAGUAGGUUCCAGGUUUGUGUCAAGAACUGCAACGCUGCUGGGUUUUUCACGCUCAACAGUUUCCCGUGUGUAUCAAGAAUGGUCCACCACAUCCCUGUGGAACGCGUUCGACACCUUGUAGAGUCCAUGUCCCAGUUAAUUGAGGCUGUUCUGACAUCAGACUCGACGAAUUGAGGCUGUUCUGAGUGCAGAACUUAAAAACAGCACAUUUUCUAUAUUAGCGGGUCGGGUCUCAGACUUUCACUCUAUCACAUACUGUAUAGUCGGGCGGUUGUGGAUGGGUUGUUAGCAAUUGCGGGCAGGUGCGGGUGAACAAACAGCUGACCCGUGCACCACUAGCAGCUAUUAUUACCGGGAAAACAUAUUAGAUGGAAAAACGACAAAUUAAAGAAAUAAUCAUUGUCCAUGUUUUAAAUGGCUCUAUAUAAUGAAUGAUCUGUAUUGCUGGCGUCUAUAAUGUCCUGUAUUCCAGUCCCUGAUGACGUCUUUGCCCCUGACUUCAUCUGGAGAGGCUCCUAUGAUUAUAAGGGUCAGAAACAACCAAUGAUUUUGACAAUCACCAGCUUUAAUAGCAGCUCAGGAAUAGUGAACGUGACGUUAAGCGACAGCAACUUGGAGUUCCUGCUGUCCGGUGAGUUAUUUAUCAUCAUUCCUUUUGUUGCUUUUUAGUUGUUGUUUUACAUGUUGUGGUUGUGUCUCACCAUAUUCAUCACUUACUGUCAGAAGUCUAAUUGGUUGAAAAUAGAUCUGUAGUAAUCUGUGCUGACUCUCUCCUCUCCUCUCCUCUAGGAGUGUAUAAGAACCGUGAGGCCAGGUUAAUGCUCCUGCUGUACCAUAUGAAAGCCCUGGCCCACAGCACGUAUAAUCAGGUUACAGAGGAGACCUGGGCUAUGGAUGGUUUUGUAAGUACCCUGGGGAGAGGCUGCCAACUCUAGUAUAACUGUGGAAUAACUGCAGUCUGUUACGUUCUAACACAGGAGUCUCUGUUUUCACCACGCUAAAGCUAACAAACAUCUGGAUUAAACAAAUCUGAUGUUGCAAAUUGUUUAUAUGUUUCAACUCUCUGUGAUAUUGUAUUGAACAGUUAGUAUAUGGACUAUGGGUAUCACCUCUCUUAGGCUUCCGUAACUUUGUUGCUUUAACUAUAUGUUAAAUAUCCAGAAGAAUUGCCUGACAAUCACCUAAAAUGAUUACAUUGGAAUAUAAGCCAACUUCUCUACAGUACUGAGAAAUUUAAAGGCCGGUAACACAGUAACAUUGUAGGACUUUACGGCAGACAGACAGUAACAUGGUUGGACUGUACGGCAGACAGACAGUAACAUGGUAGGACUGUACGGCAGACAGACCGCUUAUAAGGAGUUAUUGAAAGAAAACAUCAGUAACUCAGUUAGUUGAAAGAGAUGGGUUUUACAGUGGGGGAAAAAAAGUAUUUAGUCAGCCACCAAUUGUGCAAGUUCUCCCACUUAAAAAGAUGAGAGAGGCCUGUAAUUUUCAUCAUAGGUACACGUCAACUAUGACAGACAAAUUGAGAAAAUAAAAUCCAGAAAAUCACAUUGUAGGAUUUUUAAUGAAUUUAUUUGCAAAUUAUGGUGGAAAACAAGUAUUUGGUCACCUACAAACAAGCAAGAUUUCUGGCUCUCACAGACCUGUAACUUCUUCUUUAAGAGGCUCCUCUGUCCUCCACUCGUUACCUGUAUUAAUGGCACCUGUUUGAACUGGUUAUCAGUAUAAAAGACACCUGUCCACAACCUCAAACAGUCACACUCCAAACUCCACUAUGGCCAAGACCAAAGAGCUGUCAAAGGACACCAGAAACAAAAUUGUAGACCUGCACCAGGCUGGGAAGACUGAAUCUGCAAUAGGUAAGCAGCUUGGUUUGAAGAAAUCAACUGUGGGAGCAAUUAUUAGGAAAUGGAAGACAUACAAGACCACUGAUAAUCUCCCUUGAUCUGGGGCUCCACGCAAGAUCUCACCCCGUGGGGUCAAAAUGAUCACAAGAAUGGUGAGUAAAAAUCCCAGAACCACACGGGGGGACCUAGUGAAUGACCUGCAGAGAGCUGGGACCAAAGUAACAAAGCCUACCAUCAGUAACAUACUACGCCGCCAGGGACUCAAAUCCUGCAGUGCCAGACGUGUCCCCCUGCUUAAGCCAGUACAUGUCCAGGCCCGUCUGAAGUUUGCUAGAGUGCAUUUGGAUGAUCCAGAAGAGGAUUGGGAGAAUGUCAUAUGGUCAGAUGAAACCAAAAUAGAACUUUUUGGUAAAAACUCAACUCGUCGUGUUUGGAGGACAAAGAAUGCUGAGUUGCAUCCAAAGAACACCAUACCUACUGUGAAGCAUGGGGGUGGAAACAUCAUGCUUUGGGGCUGUUUUUCUGCAAAGGGACCAGGACGACUGAUCCGUGUAAAGGAAAGAAUGAAUGGGGCCAUGUAUCGUGAGAUUUUUAGUGAAAACCUCUUUCCAUCAGCAAGGGCAUUGAAGAUGAAACGUGGCUGGGUCUUUCAGCAUGACAAUGAUCCCAAACACACCGCCCGGGCAACGAAGGAGUGGCUUCGUAAGAAGCAUUUCAAGGUCCUGGAGUGGCCUAGGCAGUCUCCAGAUCUCAACCCCAUAGAAAAUCUUUGGAGGGAGUUGAAAGUCCGUGUUGCCCAGCGACAGCCCCAAAACAUCACUGCUCUAGAGGAGAUCUGCAUGGAGGAAUGGGCCAAAAUACCAGCAACAGUGUGUGAAAACCUUGUGAAGACUUACAGAAAACGUUUGACCUGUGUCAUUGCCAACAAAGGGUAUAUAACAAAGUAUUGAGAAACUUUUGUUAUUGACCAAAUACUUAUUUUCCACCAUAAUUUGCAAAUAAAUUCAUUACAAAUCCUACAAUGUGAUUUUCUGGAUUUUCUUUUUCUCAUUUUGUCUGUCAUAGUUGACGUGUACCUAUGAUGAAAAUUACAGGUCUCUCUCAUCUUUUUAAGUGGGAGAACCUGCACAAUUGGUGGCUGACUAAAUACUUUUUUUCCCCACUGUACAUGUCUGAACACAGUAGAAGUUCACUGUCUGUCUUUUAUCCCCUGUGAAAGGUCUCAGCUGAACCUGGUGGUGGCAGUUAUGUAUUCCAAGGCUUCAUACAGGGGAAAGACUAUGGACAGUUCGGACUGCAGAGACUAGGUACGCAGGAUUUAGAAGAGCUCAAUCUUAUCACAACAAUUACACAUUUGACAAUUGUAACCACCAACAUUGUGUCGCCAUCGUCCUCAUCCACCUCUUCCUCUUCCUCUUACCCUUCCUCUUCCUCUUCCUCUUCCUCCUCCUCCUCUUCCUGGUUUGUUCCCCAUGUAGGUAUGAAGGUGAGAGAGACGAACAUCACAACUCCAGGAACUCCUCAUGUCACCAACAGUAGCUUUGUCAUCAUAGCCAUCCUGGUACCUUUCUUUGGCCUCGUGUUGGCAGGCCUGGGAUUCUAUCUCUACAAACAACGGUACGUAGCUUUAGUAACCCAAUAAUAAUACAUGCCACUUAGCGGAAGCUUUUCUCCCACGCCACACAGUACAGUGAGUACUGUGAGCCACACAGGACCACAUCAUGUUAGUAUUGGUUCGGUUGUAUAAAGAGAAGCGGAACAUAUUUCAGUUUCACUGUUCAUAGAAAUGUUCUUGACACUGAGAAGUGGUUGAUGCUUAAAACAGCAGAUGUACAGUAGAUUGAUAGAGUAGUAUUGUCUCACUAACUGAUGUGUGUGCUGUGUCCUCUGUUCUGUAGGAAAACAGAUCAGACCCAGUACAGCGGAUGUUCAGUCCACGAGAACAACAACGGUCAGGCCACGUAUGAGAACCCCAUGUACGACACCAACACCAAGUCUGCAGAGGGGAAAGUGGUUCGCUUCGACCCCAACCUCAACACCGUAUGCACCGUG
Molecule: messenger RNA, 18588 nt
Organism: Coregonus sp. 'balchen'
Lineage: Eukaryota; Metazoa; Chordata; Actinopteri; Salmoniformes; Salmonidae
Source: the annotation of a GenBank genome assembly